Messenger RNA from Penicillium arizonense, 369 nucleotides. RefSeq lists its product as uncharacterized. The record is from RefSeq and is a predicted model, not a curated record. The transcript is spliced from 2 exons. Lineage: Eukaryota; Fungi; Ascomycota; Eurotiomycetes; Eurotiales; Aspergillaceae. Bases 1 to 369 code for a protein of 122 amino acids.
AUGCGUUUCUUCCGUCUUCUCCCCCUGGCUUUGGCGCCCCUGGCUCUGGCAGCCCCCGAGCCCCGGCCCAACCCCGUCGCUGCACCAGCACCAGCAACCACCGGUCUGCUAGAGGAACUACCCGACAUUCUCAGCGGAGUGCAGGGUCUUCUGACCGCCGAUAAUCUCAAAAAGCUGGAUACAAUUCUCGAUGGGGCGGCCAAGUUACUCGCCUCCGACAAUAUCAAUGUCCUGCAGGAUAUCUUGACCAAUGCCCACAGCUUGCUCACCAAGAGCUUUGUGGAUAACACCACUACCCUGAUUGGGGAUGCCACGCCGUUGGUGGAGGAUGUCUCCAAGCUGCUGGGUGGUGUGUUAGGGUCUCUGUAG